UUCUCACGCUGGCUUCGAUAAGCCGCCAACCACGCAACCUCGUAUGGGCUGAACUGACAGAUCAACCUCAGCCCUGGUAGUUCUUUUGCUUCAUUUCUCCCUUUCUCGUUUUCUUUCUGUCUCUCUCUCACUUCUUUGCUGCCUCACAGUCGUUGAUCAUCAUCGCUUUCAUCAUCCUCACUCCUACGUAGCUACUCUCAUCACGACGGCCACCUCCCACUCGCUUGAUUGCCUGUUUCACAGUGCUACACACCCGAGUCCUUCACUUCUGGGCCGGCUAGGUCUUCACCACUUUCGCAAUCGUGGCCUGCGUUAGGCUCUGCAGUUAGAUUCCGUCCUAUUGAUACAUUUGCCAACCUUAUCUGCCGGUGUCGGAUCAAUUCAGCGUUUCUGACCCAAGCAGCGGGCUUGUACGACGAUAUAGAAUCUCCCAGAGUUCGCACAGUACGCAUUUGAAACGGCCACCUAUCCUUUCUAUUCACUUUCUCCGUCGACGAGAUAAUUUCAAUUUUCAUCAUGCGAGGGUUUGCAGAUUCGUUCUGGACACCCGACUAUGCCAGCGGGCUGGGUGUCCUGAUAUCCAAGUUGCAGCAGGGCAUAGUGGAAAAUCAACAAAUCCUUACUAUUGCCAACAUGCGAGCUGCUGCAGAGGAACAAUACAGUUUAAAGCUUGGCGAAAUAGCCCCCGCAAUCGAUCGCAUGACGAAUGGUUUUGCAAGAGACGAUGGUGCCAGCGUCCGAAAGGCCUACGAGGGAAUCCGCAGCGAAAUGAUAGAAGCAACAAAAAACCACCAGAAAAUCGCAGACAGUAUCCGUGAACUCGUUGUCAAUCCGUUUGGUCGCUGGGCCGACCAGCAUGAACUUCGAAUCCUCAAUAGCCAAGAAGAGCUCCAGAUCAGGAUUAAGGAGCACUAUAAGCAGGCAGAGACGGUGAAGAAAUUAAGGACCCAAUACUUUAACAAAUGUCGCCUUGUCGAGGACUUGGAAGAGGAGAACAAAUUGGCUUUCCAAAGCCCCGAGAAGGAGAGCGCCAGCAGCCCCAAAGCAGCGCCUCCCCCACCAACCAUCGUACUUCCUGAUUCUUCAGAAGACAUUGAACCAGUGGAACUGGGGGAUAAAAUUUUUCCACCAGAGGAGCUAAAGAAAUUGUUGACCCAUAUGUUGGAAUCUAUUAAACUUGGAGAAGUCAAGUUUCCAAUUUUAGGUACCUAUCAAAAUACAUCUACUGGUGCAGACAUUGUGGAGUUUAUUCAGAGGGACAUGGGUGCUUCGACUGUCAGCUAUGCAGAAAGAAUCGGGCAGGACCUGGUGGACGCUGGUCUCUUGCGCCUUGUUGGAAACGUGGGCAGUACCUUUGCCAACAGCUCGCGAAUGAAUUACCAGUGGCGUUCGAAAGCUUUCCAAAUUUCAGGGAUUCCCGAGAAAAAGAAGCAACUGCUUCGGGUAAUGUCGAUGGGGUCUGGCGGGGACGAAGUUGCGGACUCUCCUACCGCGGCUGCCGUUGCUGAUUUAUUCUCUCAAUGGAACCCACUUAGUAACUCAAACCCUAAUGAGACUCCUGCGGAGAAACUCCGGCGCGAAGCCCGGGAGGCCGACGAGCGAUACAAAUCCGCAGUGAAAAAACUCGACCGCCUACGAUGCCAUCUCGAGGAAGAAAUGGUGGACUAUCUCCAGUUCAUGGAACGGUGUGAACUAGAUCGCUUGAAGGCUAUCAAAGCUGUUGUGUUAGAUUUCUCAGGGGCAAUUAGCAAUGUUGUUCCUUCUCUGCGCAGCACUGUCGACAAGAUGAUGCUAUAUCAGGAGACUAUCCAGCCCAAUGGAGACCUGAGAUAUUUGCUGGAAAACUAUCGUACUGGCGCAUUUGUGCCUCGUGUUCAGCCAUAUGAAAAUUAUUAUGGAAAUGUUGACGAACAAACUUUCGGUGUAGAUUUAGAAGCCAGGGCUCGGGCGGAUAGGAAGCGCGUUCCUAUCCUUAUUACCACUAUUUUGACCUACCUUGACAAUCACUAUCCUGAUCUCGAAGGAGAUGAGGCGCGCCGUGCUAUUUGGCUGCAUGAAGUUCCUCUCGUCGUCGCCCAUCAUUUACGCAAUGCUCUGAAUAAUGGAAAGCCAUUUACCCAUGAAAUUUUAGAAAAAUACGAGAUACCUGUGGUGGCCAAUGUUUUGAAAUUAUAUCUGCUGGAACUUCCAGAUUCUCUUGUCUCGUCCCAGGUUUACGAGAUUGUGAGGACAGUUUAUACCACCGCGAGUGAGGCUCCGGCAGAAGGCCGCGUCAAGGUUCUUCAAAGCACACUUGGACAGCUCCGCCUAAACAACAUUGCCACUCUUGACGCUAUCAUUACUCACUUUACUCGCCUUAUCGACCUCACAUCCGCGGACGAAGCUUACGUUACAGCCUUAGCGCAGAAUCUGGCCCCUUGUAUUCUCCGCCCACGGCUUGAGAAUAACCUCACCAUGGAUGAGCGACACAGCUACCGCCUCCUCCGCGACCUGUUCGACCACAAGGAUGAAAUUUUCGGCGAACUGAAGCGCCAAUCAAGCACUUUGGGCAACCUAGGAGCGCCAGGGCCCAGACCCCGCGCCAUCAGCACUGACGAAAGCAACCGGCGCGCAAACAUGGAGGCCCGCCAAAAAGCCAUCGUUGACCGCAGUCGUGCCAACAGUCCCGCCCCCACAAACCGACACCGACGCGAUAAAUCAAUCAGUGGAACCGAAUCAACCCGCUUCCCCAUCAACGUCAGCAGCCCUCCACCAUCUACCACGGGUCGAGCACCCCGUCAUAGCCUCGAGGUACCUGACUCAACCGGCUCGUCACCUGCCACAGACCGUACCGGCAAACCCGCAUUCACAUCCGCGACAAUCCGCGACUCCAUAACCACCAACGGCAGCGGCAGCAUGGUUGGCGGAGACCACACUGCGACUGACAGCAUUAGCUCGACCACCACCUUAUCCGACCCCAUCGCGCCAGCCAACACCGCCAACAACAGCAAUCACAUGGAGAAGAGCAAUUCCUUAUCCCGUUCGAGCGGGCGGUAUAGCCGCAUCACAGGUCUAAAGCGUGAUAGCAUGGCAGAGAGCGACAAGGAUGCAUCCGAGGCUCCGAAACCAGCUGGUGUGACAUUGCAGGAUGCGCCGAUGGAUGAUUAACGUUUUGAGACAUUGAGCGUGUGGGGCGGUGCGUGAGUGUGGGUAUGUGUGUGUUGUAUAGGGGGUAGUUAACGAAUUGAAAUGACCAGGGGGUUUCUAUCCUUCUUUUUGACGGUGCGUCCAUCGGAGGGAUAAAUUUGGGGGAGAAGUCUGGCCAUGAGUGGAUGGAUGCAUGAGUGCCGGCGAGCGAGUGCGGGUUUCUGUUCUUCUUGCUCUUAUUUCUUAGUGGUUGAUGGGUGAUAUUAAACUCGAGUUUGCUCUGCUAAUACCACGUACUUCGUUUCGAAGUGGAUCCCGAUGAUGAUUUCCUUUUCACAAGGAAUGUGUGUGUACUCUCUUUUCCCCUUUUGUCAUUAUCUGUUUUUGCUCUGAGUUGUCCCUCUCCUUUUUUGUCCUUGCGAGCUUCUUUGAUUUUCUUUCUGCCGUUUUACCAUCACAAUCAUGUUCGAAAUUUUCCCUCAAUAAGCCCCUUCCCGCUUUCAGUGUUAAGUCAUUCAAGAUCUUUAUUUCCUUUGUAUGAAUGCCAAGAGUCCCCCCCCCCGUCGAAUCUAUACCCAACUGCCUUUUCGUCAAAAAUUUAGGAGUUUCUAGUUCCUCAGUACAUAUAUCUUUUGUUCUACUUGUCCGUGUACUGUAUGAGUGAGAGAUUUGUCCAAAGUACGGUAUAUAU
This is a messenger RNA of Blastomyces gilchristii SLH14081, 3817 nucleotides long. RefSeq names its product RhoGAP and Fes/CIP4 domain-containing protein. Bases 517 to 3147 code for a protein of 876 amino acids. Gene Ontology annotation, molecular function: GTPase activator activity. The record is from RefSeq and is a predicted model, not a curated record. Gene Ontology annotation, biological process: small GTPase-mediated signal transduction; cytoskeleton organization. NCBI's taxonomy places the organism in Eukaryota, Fungi, Ascomycota, Eurotiomycetes, Onygenales, Ajellomycetaceae. The transcript is spliced from 5 exons. Gene Ontology annotation, cellular component: division septum; cytoplasm; cell division site.